AUGACUUGGUGCAAUGAGUCUGAUGUUAAUCAUCACAUAAAGCUCAAUGAAGAAUUUCAAACCAUAAAAUGCCCCUCAUGUGACCAUGAUAUUGAAGUGAAAAAUCAGGGUGGAAUUCAUGAUUUGCCUGGUUUACCAGCUGGAGUGAAAUUUGAUCCAAAUGACAUAGAAAUAUUAGAGCAUUUAGAGGCAAAAGUGAUGUCUGAUGUGUGCAAGAUUCAUCCACUUAUUGAUGAGUUCAUCCCAACACUUCAAGGAGAAAACGGAAUUUGUUAUACACAUCCAGAAAAACUACCAGGAGUUAGCAAAGAUGGACAAAUCCGUCACUUUUUUCAUAGGCCUUCUAAAGCAUACACAACAGGAACAAGGAAAAGAAGAAAGGUUCACACUGAUGAAGAAGGAGGUGAAACAAGAUGGCACAAAACAGGAAAAACUAGGGCAGUUUAUGUUAAUGGUAUCGUCAAGGGUUUUAAAAAGAUACUAGUUCUCUACACAAACUAUAGCAGGCAGGGAAAACCAGAGAAGACUAAUUGGGUGAUGCAUCAAUACCAUCUUGGUAGUAAUGAAGAAGAAAGAGAAGGAGAAUUAGUUGCUUCAAAGGUGUUCUACCAAACACAACCAAGACAAAGUGGUAACUCCAUUAGUGUAAGAGAUUCAUAUGACAAAAUAAUAAGCAAAGGAAGUGGACAUAGUAAUAGUACAACACCUAAGAAUUUAGGUCUUGUGGAAUGCUACAAUGCUUCUUAUACAAAUUAUGAGCAUGUUCAAGGUGAUCAUGGAUCUAUGAUUUGCUUGGCAAUGGAUGCAAACAAAGUAUGA
Molecule: messenger RNA, 819 nt
Organism: Lathyrus sativus (Indian pea)
Lineage: Eukaryota; Viridiplantae; Streptophyta; Magnoliopsida; Fabales; Fabaceae
Source: the annotation of a GenBank genome assembly